Messenger RNA from Vigna angularis (adzuki bean), 1771 nucleotides. Its product is annotated as protein SUPPRESSOR OF K(+) TRANSPORT GROWTH DEFECT 1. Gene Ontology annotation, biological process: vacuole organization; endosomal transport. Gene Ontology annotation, molecular function: ATP hydrolysis activity; ATP binding. NCBI's taxonomy places the organism in Eukaryota, Viridiplantae, Streptophyta, Magnoliopsida, Fabales, Fabaceae. Bases 296 to 1597 code for a protein of 433 amino acids. The transcript has 8 exons. The record is from RefSeq and is a predicted model, not a curated record.
UACAGUUCUUGUUUCGUGCCAAUGAAUCCAACCCAAAAUACGCAUCCGAAACAGACACCGUUCGAUCUUCAUCGUAGGAUUCCAAUUCACGAAUAUAUAUAAACCCGGGAAUUCACGAAAUUCGAUUCCCUGAGAAGGAAGGUUCCACGGAAGAACCUUCUCUGACUCGCCCAACCAACCCAAAGGCUUUCCACGCGCAUCCUUUUCUUCAUCAUCGUCUUCGUUCUUCUUCUUCAUCAGAUCCUUGACGAAUCCCCAAAAGGAAAGAAAAUCACAGAACAAGAAGAAAAAUAAGAUGUAUAGCAAUUUCAAAGAGCAAGCAAUAGAGUACGUGAAGCAAGCGGUGGAGGAAGACAACAAAGGUAAUUACGCGAGAGCGUUCCAACUUUACAUGAACGCGUUGGAGUACUUCAAAACGCACCUCAAGUAUGAGAAGAACCCUAAGAUCAAGGAGGCCAUCACGCAGAAAUUCACGGAGUACCUGCGUCGGGCCGAGGAGAUCCGGGCCGUCCUCGACGAUGGGCCCAGCGGCCCACCUUCCUCCGGGGAUGCUGCCGUCGCUACCAGGCCCAAGACCAAGCCCAAGGACGGCGCGGGCGGCGACGGGGAGGAUCCUGAACAGACCAAGCUCCGGGCUGGGCUCAACUCUGCCAUCGUUAGAGAAAAGCCCGACGUGAAGUGGAACGACGUGGCGGGGCUGGAGAGCGCCAAACAGGCUCUGCAGGAAGCGGUUAUCUUGCCCGUGAAGUUUCCUCAGUUUUUCACCGGUAAACGACGACCUUGGAGAGCGUUUUUGUUGUACGGACCACCGGGGACGGGUAAAUCGUAUUUGGCCAAGGCUGUUGCAACAGAAGCUGAUUCUACGUUCUUCAGUGUUUCUUCAUCAGACCUGGUUUCAAAGUGGAUGGGUGAAAGUGAAAAGUUGGUUUCAAAUCUUUUUGAAAUGGCUCGUGAAAGUGCACCUUCUAUCAUAUUCAUUGAUGAAAUAGAUUCUCUGUGUGGUCAGCGUGGCGAGGGUAAUGAGAGUGAGGCUUCAAGACGAAUUAAAACUGAAGUUCUGGUGCAGAUGCAGGGUGUAGGACACAAUGAUCAGAAAGUUCUGGUUCUAGCGGCUACAAAUACACCUUAUGCUCUAGACCAGGCAAUAAGGCGACGUUUUGAUAAGCGAAUAUACAUACCCCUACCAGAUUUGAAGGCUCGCCAGCACAUGUUCAAGGUGCACCUUGGAGAUACUCCCCAUAGUUUGACAGAAAGUGAUUUUGAACAUUUGGCCCGCAGGACAGAGGGGUUUUCAGGUUCAGAUAUAGCUGUCUGUGUCAAAGAUGUUUUAUUUGAACCUGUUCGCAAAACCCAAGAUGCCAUGUUUUUCUUUAAGAAUCCUGAGGGCAUGUGGAUUCCAUGUGGACCAAAGCAACAGAGUGCAAUACAAAUUACAAUGCAGGAGCUUGCUGCGAAAGGACUUGCUUCACAGAUCCUGCCACCACCUAUAUCGAGGACAGAUUUUGACAAAGUACUUGCUAGACAAAGACCCACUGUAAGCAAGGCCGACCUCAAUGUUCAUGAGAGAUUCACAAAGGAGUUCGGAGAGGAAGGAUAAUUCUGACGGAAUUCUCCUUCGACUAUCUGCACUAGUUUAAACGUGUUAUUAUUUGUAAUUUACAGAACUAUUGGAUCAAGUGAAGUGCAUAAUUCUACUUCUCAUAAAUUGUGUAUAAAAACGGUCUGAAAUUCUCAGAAAAAUAAAUUUCAUGUGAAUAUGUGGUACCGGUUA